UAGACAUACUCACAUAAAGCUGUUGAUAGCACAUUCCUAGCCUUCAGCGUGAACUCCGUAGCAAGGGAGCCAGAUCGCUCUUGGAUACUUGCUCUCCGGAGCGUUGUCCUCCACACACAGCUGUACCAGAUCUGAUCUGGGAUAACAAGCAAGAGAUAAUGGCGGGAUUCCGGCCGCUCAACCUUGUGCGGCCCUUCCUCUCGGUGCUGCCAGAUGUGCAGCAAGCCGACAGGCGCGUCCCGUUCAGGGAGAAGUUCCUUUACACGGCGGUAACGCUGUUCAUCUUCCUCGUCUGCUCCCAGCUACCCCUCUAUGGCAUCAAGACGAACUCUAGCUCUGACCCGUUCUACUGGGUGCGAGUCAUCAUGGCGUCCAACCGCGGAACUUGUAUGGAGCUGGGCAUCAGCCCAAUUGUGACGUCCGGCCUUGUUAUGCAAUUACUUGCGGGCUCUAAAAUCAUUGAUGUCGACAACAGCGUUAAGGCGGACCGUGAGCUGCUCAACGGGGCGCAGAAGCUAUUGGGCGUGUUGAUCACCAUCGGCGAAGCGGUUGCCUAUGUCGUCUCCGGCAUGUACGGCGAUGUUCGUGAGCUUGGACCCCUAAAUGCUAUCCUUAUUAUCACACAGCUGUUCUUUGCCGGCAUUAUCGUCAUUUGCCUUGACGAGCUCCUCCAGAAGGGUUACGGCCUGGGGUCCGGCAUCUCCCUGUUCAUUGCCACGAAUAUCUGCGAGUCCAUCAUCUGGAAGGCCUUCAGCCCCUACACCAUCCAGAGUGCCCGUGGUGCUGAGUUUGAGGGCGCCAUUAUCGCCAUGUUCCACCUCAUCAUCACCCGGACAGACAAGGUUCGGGCACUGAAGGAGGCUUUCUACCGGACUAACCUGCCCAACAUGACGAACCUGCUCGCCACUAUUGCAGUCUUCCUUGUGGUCAUUUAUUUCCAGGGCUUCCGCGUGGACCUGCCAGUCCGCAAUAAGCGCGCGCGGGGGCAGCAGGGUAACUAUCCCAUCAAGCUGUUCUACACGUCCAACAUGCCAAUCAUUCUGCAGUCCGCCCUGGUGUCAAACCUGUACUUCAUUUCCCAGCUGCUGUACAAGAGGUACGGUGGCAACUUCCUGGUGCAGCUGCUGGGACGUUGGCAGCAGACCGAGUACGGUAGUGGCCAGAUGAUUCCAGUCGGCGGUUUGGUGUACUACAUUUCACCACCGAGCAGCCUAGCGGAAGUUGCAGCGAACCCGCUGCACGCGUUGUUCUACGUGACGUUCAUGCUCACCGCGUGUGCGCUAUUCUCCAAGACAUGGAUUGAGGUUUCGGGCAGCAGCGCUAGCGAUGUUGCCAAGCAGCUUAAGGAGCAGCAGAUGUUCAUUCAGGGUCACCGUGACACGACAGCCUCGCUAAAGAAGGAGCUCAAUCGGUACAUCCCUAUUGCGGCUGCUUUCGGUGGCAUGUGCAUUGGCGCGUUGACGAUCGUGGCGGACUUCAUGGGAGCAAUCGGCUCGGGAACUGGUAUCCUUCUGGCGGUUACGAUCAUUUACCAAUACUUCGAGACGUACGAAAAGGAGAAGGCGCAGGCGCCAGGGGCUCUGUUCUAAAGUAGUGCUUAAGUUGGACACUCCUUAUAUAGGUUCAGGUAUAGCGAGGUGCCUCUUUACGAGGCAUGAUGCAGGGGCAUGACAUAAAGUACGGUGCUGGGAUUGCGCUGUCAUGACCACGUCCAUGGUGGGAGCCCCAAAUGUCGUAAUGCGGCAGCGUUUAAGCGGGCAAGCUGUCGACUAGCCCUUGUGAAGCCAUUGUACAUUCGGGCUGUAAUGAAUGUACCCGCGGGGACUUGUGUGUUUGACGUGCACACUCGCGGUCUUAAGGUUGUUGCGGACUAAUUAACCUUUGCCCAUGACUUUCACGUUGACCUUCAAAUCAUCUGACGAGAGCAGCUUACGCAGGAAAUUCUGCUGCUGCAGAAUGCGGUUUAAACGCAUUGACGAAUCUAACCUUAUGGAAUGCUUAGACGCGGGGCGUGUGCAAGCUUGAGUGGACCUUUUGCCUUCGGGUUUUUUUUUGUGGGACCACAGCUCUUGAUAGACUCGAUGCAUCAGUUGGGUCAUGGGGUAACAAUUUACCGCCGCGGCUGGGUGUUGGGUCUGCGUCCUUGUAGUGUUCGUGGGCGGGAUGUCUCUUGACAACACUUGGUGGUCCUUCUGUGCCGGAGUUCAAAGAGUAUCCUGUUAAGGGCUGGCGUGCACAUGGUGGAUACAAGGUCUCAAAUCUCUUCAUGACCUGUGACAUCCUCCUAAAGGAGUCUCUCGCGUCACACAUGACCGUAUAAGGUGCAGGGCUGACAGAUAUUAAAACUAAGCUCUGCAUUGUCGUGAGUAAUAUGAGUAAUAUGACAAAGCGUCGAAUACGGUGGCUCUCCGAUGCAUCACUCCAUACAAGGAAACUUGUUAGAUGAAUUGUAUAUUGUUUCAAUAUC
This is a messenger RNA of Volvox carteri f. nagariensis, 2467 nucleotides long. RefSeq lists its product as uncharacterized. The record is from RefSeq and is a predicted model, not a curated record. Gene Ontology annotation, biological process: SRP-dependent cotranslational protein targeting to membrane, translocation; post-translational protein targeting to membrane, translocation. Bases 159 to 1589 code for a protein of 476 amino acids. Lineage: Eukaryota; Viridiplantae; Chlorophyta; Chlorophyceae; Chlamydomonadales; Volvocaceae. The transcript is spliced from 2 exons. Gene Ontology annotation, molecular function: transmembrane protein transporter activity; signal sequence receptor activity; ribosome binding. Gene Ontology annotation, cellular component: membrane; Sec61 translocon complex.